Pomacea canaliculata is the source of this 2825-nucleotide messenger RNA. Its product is annotated as protein transport protein Sec61 subunit alpha. Gene Ontology annotation, molecular function: ribosome binding; signal sequence receptor activity; transmembrane protein transporter activity. Lineage: Eukaryota; Metazoa; Mollusca; Gastropoda; Architaenioglossa; Ampullariidae. Gene Ontology annotation, biological process: SRP-dependent cotranslational protein targeting to membrane, translocation; post-translational protein targeting to membrane, translocation. Gene Ontology annotation, cellular component: membrane; Sec61 translocon complex. The transcript is spliced from 13 exons. The record is from RefSeq and is a predicted model, not a curated record. Bases 141 to 1571 code for a protein of 476 amino acids.
GCAAGUCACGUGACUUCCCUUUUGACGAGGCGACUUUCCGGCUACGCACGCUGGAACAAUAAUAGCUGAACUAAAUUAAUUUUUUUGUUGUUGCGUAGACGCAAAAGGACAUCUGUAGUUGAUUAAUCAGACCACUAAACAUGGGAAUCAAAUUCCUGGAGUUUGUGAAACCGUUCUGUGCCGUCUUGCCAGAAAUCGCCAAACCGGAUCGAAAGAUCCAGUUUCGAGAGAAGGUGCUAUGGACAGCAAUUACUUUGUUCAUCUUCCUUAUCUGCUGCCAGAUUCCACUGUUUGGCAUUGUCUCAUCAGACUCGGCAGAUCCCUUCUACUGGAUCCGUGUCAUCCUGGCUUCCAACAGGGGUACACUGAUGGAACUGGGUAUCUCGCCAAUUGUCACGUCCUCACUGAUUAUGCAGCUUCUGGCUGGUGCCAAGAUUAUUGAAGUGGGUGACACACCCAAAGAUCGCGCUCUCUUCAAUGGAGCCCAGAAAUUGUUUGGUAUGGUGAUGACCAUUGGACAGGCUAUUGUAUAUGUGAUGACUGGCAUGUAUGGUGACCCUGCAGACAUCGGUGCCGGUGUUUGUCUGCUCAUUGUCAUUCAGUUAUUUGUGGCUGGCAUUGUUGUCCUGCUGCUUGAUGAGCUGCUGCAGAAGGGCUAUGGUCUGGGUUCUGGAAUCUCGCUUUUUAUCGCCACCAAUAUCUGUGAGACUAUAGUCUGGAAAGCUUUCUCUCCAGCCACUGUCAACACAGGGAGAGGAACUGAGUUUGAAGGUGCAGUCAUUGCACUGUUCCACCUGCUGGCUACUCGUCAGGACAAAGUUCGGGGUCUGCGUGAGGCUUUCUACCGACAAAACCUUCCCAACCUCAUGAACCUACUAGCCACUGUCUUAGUCUUUGCAAUUGUCAUAUAUUUUCAGGGAUUCAGGGUGGAUCUGCCUAUCAAGUCAGCACGCUACCGUGGGCAACAGACCUCCUACCCAAUCAAACUGUUCUACACUUCCAACAUCCCCAUCAUUUUGCAAAGUGCUCUAGUGUCUAAUCUGUACAUCAUCUCCCAGAUGUUAGCCACAAAGUUCAGCGGAAAUUUCUUUGUCAGCUUAAUUGGAGUCUGGGCUGAUGUUGGAGGUGGUGGACCUGCCCGAUCUUAUCCUAUUGGAGGACUUUGCUACUACCUUUCGCCUCCAGAGACCCUGGGCCAUAUAUUAGAAGACCCUAUUCAUGCCGUGCUGUACAUCAUCUUUAUGCUGGGCUCUUGCGCCUUUUUCUCUAAAACUUGGAUUGAUGUUUCAGGUUCCAGUGCCAAGGAUGUGGCCAAACAGCUGAAGGAUCAGCAAAUGGUGAUGCGUGGCCAUCGUGAGAAGUCCAUGAUCAAAGAGUUAAACAGGUACAUCCCAACAGCAGCUGCCUUCGGUGGACUUUGCAUCGGUGCCCUAUCUGUCCUGGCUGAUUUCCUUGGUGCAAUUGGCAGCGGCACAGGUAUUUUGUUAGCUGUCACCAUCAUUUACCAGUACUUUGAGUACUUUGUCAAAGAGCAGAGCGAAAUGGGUGGCAUGAGCACCCUCCUUUUCUAACCAUUCACUGCCUAGUGCCAACGUUAGCACUCUUUUCGUAGAAUGUCUACACACAUUGGGGUUUUGUCAGCAGUUCAGCUGCUGUGCUGCUACCACCUACAUCCUAUUUCCUCGGCUUCAUCGUGCAGCAAGUGGAUGAACAUAGUAACUAGUCUUCUGUGACUGUUGCAACGUCCAGCAUUUGGUUUAAACAUGCCAUGACACACACAAAAAUGUGUCUUACAUGUCAGAGCUUGUGCUAUACUUUGCAAGAAAGAACUUGCCUGUUAGUUUUUUUUUUAAGUUCAAUUUCUGCUAUACAGAGUCACAAAGAACCUUUUUAAUAUCUUAGCAUUUCUUUGAUCCUUCACUUUUUUAAUUAAAAAAAAAAAAGCUUGCAGAGGAUCUAUACCUCUUUAAGAAAAUCUCAGUAACAUAGAAAAUGGCAGAUGGGCAAAUUACAUUAUAUGCAGUCUUUAUGGUUUUUAAUGCGUAAGUUUUAGAAAUAUUAACAUAAGCAUGGCGGCCUUGGCUGCUUGAGACUUUGGUAAAGGUGUGUAAUGAUAAAAUCAUUAUGCAUCCACAUGUUAUAGAGGUGGCGUUUUCUUUUUUUCUCUUUUUGGUCAACAUUAUUGCAGCAGAAGUGUUUACUACUUUUUCCUGGUAAAGGGGAGGGGGAUGGGCUGGUGUAAGUAUGCAUUAUGCUUCGCAGAUGUUUGGCAGAAUCGUCUGUCUAGACACUGCUGAUUUGUUCAUUUGUCAGAAAUGUUUCAUUCAUAGACAGUGUGGUUAUUUAAAACAUGGGUUUGGUUGUCUUCAAGUCUUAUGAGCUCAAUAAUGUGUUUUCUAGGUGUAAAACCUUCACAUCAAUUCAAAAUUGGACAUUUUCUUCCUUGAAAAGCAGGGUGCUCGAAAAGUUUAAUGUGAAGUGGCCCCUAUGUAGUUAUUUUUUAGAAAGUAUAUUUAUAUAUUGUCUGUGUUUAUAGUAAUUCAUGCUUCAUGAUUCUGAUGCAGUUGUGCAAGACCUUUAGAUUUCAGAUAUUUUAUAAAUGCCCCACACAGGGUGAGGGUAUGAACAGCAUUGUGCUGCAUGCAGUGUGAGGGUGGGUGGGGAGGAAUGGUGUGCAUCUUCAGCAAGACACUUUUGGUGGUUCCAUUCUGUUUUCAGUCCAUGGCAUGCAUGUUUUGAGAUUUUGUCAUCUUUGUGUGUGGAUGGAAAAGCGUCUUUAUUGUGAAUGGUUAAAUGGGUGACAGUAAUAAACAUUAUAACACCAA